AUCGUAGCGGAGCGCGUCCGGCGGGGGUCGAGCCGCCGGUUCCCGGUGUGAAGUGGCCGGGAUUCGGCAGUGAGUCAUUGGGCUGUUCGAGCGCAGAUCGCCGCUGAGGUUUUAUUGUGGGGCUGCCGAGAAGCUCAGCCUCACCAUGAGCGGAGGAGAGAUUGUCUGCCAAGGCUGGCUGAGGAAGUCACCGCCGGAGAAGAAACUCCGCAGAUACGCCUGGAAGAAGCGGUGGUUUGUCCUCCGUAGCGGCCGCAUGAGCGGCGACCUGAAUGCCCUGGAGUAUUACAAGAACGACCACUCGAAGAAGCCCAUCCGCGUCAUCGACCUGGACUGCUGCGAGCAGGUGGACGCUGGGCUCACCUUCAAGCGUAAGGACUUCCAGGACAGCUUCGUCUUCGACAUCAGGACCUCGGACCGCACCUUCUACCUGGUGGCUGAGACGGAGGAGGAGAUGAACAAGUGGGUUAGGGCCAUCUGUCAGCUCUGUGGCUUCAACCAGGCCGAGGAGAACUAUGACGGCGGCAGGACCGUGGCCGGAGCCUCCCACACACCGCGUUCGCUGGCUGCCGAGCUGGGCGCCCCGUUCAGCUCUCUGAUUGGUGACCGCAAGUCCACGUUGCCCGCUCACUCCAGCCAGCCUGUCCUGUUCACCUUCGACAUCCCCGCGCUGCACGUCCAGGGCCCCCUGUCCAACAGCGUCCCCCAGGACUACCUGUUCCUGCACCAGUGCAUGAGCAGGAAGUCUGAGAGCGCUCGGAGUGCCAGCUUCUCCCAGGCCACCCGGGGCAGCCUCCUAUCGGGCAGUGACUCUCCCUCGCAGAGGGUCUCUCGCGGCUUCCCCCACUGCCUGAACGGCACCGGCGCCCAGACUCACGGCUUCUACAGCCUGCCUAAACCGGGCCGCCACCCCAGCCGAGCCUCUACGACGCAGCCCGAGAGCCCGCGGGACUCCUGUUGCGACGUGGCCAAAGGCCCCAGCUGGGACUGGGGGGGCUCGGAGGUGUACACCUUUAAGACCCCCAACAACGCGCUGGCCGCGUCUCUCUGUGCUGACGGGGACCCGCCCCCUGAUAACCGACACCCCCCCACCCCUCCCAGCUCCUUCUACCAGACCCCCCGCACCUUCGACAAGAAUCACAACGCUGUGUCGGUCUCCGACGGCCCGGCUGCCCCCCCUCCCCGGCCCCCCAAGCCCGGCCAGCGGGCCGAACAGUGCCGGGCCGGCUCGGGAGCUCCCGCCGUUGAGGCUACGUCCGUCGGCCCUCGUCGAAACACACUUCCUGCCGUGGAGAACAUCAGGCUUCACAGAGGCUCCUCCUUCGAGAACAGCGAGCACCCGCCGCGGCAGAUCUACUUUGCCAGCGCCGGUCAGUCGGCCGAGUCCGUCAACGAGAUCCUCUGCCCGUACCUGCAGCGGCCGGGGCUGCCCCUCAAGCGCUCCGACAGCAGUGAUUCGGAUGAUAACUACGUGCCCAUGAACCCGGGUUCGGGGGCGUCGCCCUCCUUCGGCGCCCUACCUGACAGCCCGCAGAACGUCUACAUCCCCAUGAGUCCCAGGCCGCACCACUUCGACUUCCCGAGCUUUUCCGCCACGCUGCCGGCACGGAAGGGCAGCUCAGCCUCGCUCUGCCAGCGGCCGGGCCGCCUGAGCGACGUGACCCCGCCCCCCAUCAACCGCAACCUCAAGCCUGACAGGAGGGCGCGCCCCGUCCCGCUCGACCUGCGCAGCAGCAGCAUCAUCGACGAGCUGCCCUUUAAGAGCCCCGUCACCCUGUCCUGGACCCGGCCUGUGCCCGUCGCCAGCACGGUGUGCCGGCCCUCAUCCACCCAGAGCGUCACCAGCACCGACUCCGCGGACAGCGAGGAGAACUACGUGGCGAUGCAGAACCCAACGUCUGCGUCCCCGGCGGCCAGUGGCACCGGCAGUCCAGCCCCCAGGAAGAGCGGCAACGUGGACUACCUGGCUCUGGACUUCCAGGCCGGCUCCCCGAACCCACACAGGAAGCCGUCCACAUCCUCCGUGUCCCUGGACGAGAAGGUGGAUUACGUACAGGUGGACAAAGAGAAGACUCAGGCCCUCCAGAGCACCAUGCAAGAGUGGACGGAUGUCCGGCAGUCCUCCGAGCCCACGAAGGGCCUAAAGUCCUGACAGGGGCCGUCUGUGAUGGUGUGAAGCCCCGCUGUCCCGUGCGCAUGGUCCCUGUCGACGAGGACUCGUAGGACUGAGACUGCCAGUGGCACCCGGCCGCAUACCCCUCCUCCGUAUGCCCGCCUCGCGCCGAGGCUGCACCAGAAGGCCGCUCUGAUCCCACGGCUGCGCCAGUGAGCUUCACCUGCCUUAUGCAAAUUAUAUAGGACUGUAAUCCGAGGUCCCAUUUAGCCUGGGUGUGACGGGCCGUACACCCUGCGUGCCUGCUAAUGUGUAUGUAUGUAUAUCGCUUUAAUGGCGCUUAGGUAAUUAGACUACAAAGGGUCUUUUACCCAUCUUCUUCCUGCCUCUGGGUUCAGCGUCUCCGUGCACCAAUGUUCAAUGACUCCACAUCUCGUUUAUUGAGUAAUCCGUUUCGCUUCAAGAUGCUAUCCAGACUGAGGUUCCCACGUGUCCAACUCUGGUUGGAAAACUCAAGUCCGUGCAAUCAUUUCUGAUCCAUUCACUGUAAACUGCAUCCCCCCCCCCCAUUCACGUGCCACGCAGGUACUAAGAUUUCUGGGGGAGAUGGUCUCUCUGAGCUACAUGAGUCUCUCUGAGCUACAUGAGUCUCUCUGAGCUACAUGAGUCUCUCUGAGCUACAGCAUGGGAAAAUACAGGGAUAUUCCUAAAAACACACACACACUGAAAGUGUGAACUGAAAUCACUUCAUCCCCUGCAGGACGGUCUGCAUGGCCUAGCUGAGGGUGCUCCAGUCCUGCGAGCCGCUGAAGAUUCCCAUCACACGCCGUUCUAUCGGAGCAGCCUCAUUAAGAUGUGUUCGCUCUAGUUACAAGGGUCACUCCGCUGAUAAUUGCAAUCUAAGUGCUGUUUUGGCGUGAAAGGAAGUGACCGUUAUUAACACGUCUGCCCUGGGUCUGCCCUACAGUGCCCCAACAAUGCCCAGAGCUGCUGGAUUCUCCAGAUGCAGCUAGCUGAGCCGUGUUUAUCUCUUACACACGCAUGGAAGGGCGGCGAAAACGCUGCGGACGCAGAACGUGGAGCCUCUUGAUAUGGCGGCCGAACCCAGCGGCCUGUGCUGUGAAUAUAAUACCCCAAUACCUGAUACCCAUCCACCGCCCACAUAACCGAGCAUGGCAUUUGUUUACUGAUAGGUAUAUCAGCAAGGUGACGCCACUAGUGCAUCAGGAUUAAUUACAGGCCUUCUAUUCUACCCUUGCCCCCCCUCCCCAAUUCAUCACACUUAUGGAGCCAUAAAAAUGAUCCCUGAUAAAUAUGGAGGCAUUCUGGGCUGACUGGCAGCCUGUCUUUCACCGGGCUGCUGUGUUUAUGACUUAUUUCUGGCUUCUUAAUCAAGUCUGCCGGUCUGUGGAUGAGAUUCCUAAAAUGUCGAUGAAGCUAGAAGCGGUUCACAUUGACCCUACCUUAACUAGCGUAGGUUACCAAGUUUGGUAAACAUGUUGAGUGACAGGAUUUAUUAGAGGUCUGGCUCGCUAAUGAAUGCAGAAGCUUGUAGGAUCUCAUAUGCACGAUAUCCAAAAUAAAAGGGGAGUUCACAAAUGACCUUCAUCUCCCAGGGGUUCAGUCAGGCCAGCCGCCCGCCUUUCUCCAUGCACCAGCGGGUCAUUUUGUGGAAACGGUCCAAGCUGCAGAUUGUGAAGAGCACGAUGCUGGCAAGCUAAUUCCUCAGCAGAUGUGAAGUGUGCCGUUGUCAGCCGGGUGGAUCUGCUGGGGCGCACGGAUGUCGAGCAGACGGGCCGCUCGCGACAGACCAGCGCAGUCUGCCCGGGAGGUUUGCGUACGUCUGCCCUGACGGGGAGAGGUCGGGACAAAGCGGCUCGCCGAAGGUGGUCACCCGAGCUGCAGGCCAAGUGGCGCAUCGGUGAAAUGCGGCAAAUUUCUCCCGACAGGUGAUGUUUGCUGAGCUCGCUAACAAGGGGUCGUUGUGUAGGAAGUGGCAUGUAAACAAAGCCCUGCUGUCACCCUGGUGACGAUGCCACGGCGAAUGACACUGCAGAAACAGGCCUGUCCUGUCCUGCCCUCUCUUCUCAAAGGGAUUCAUUUUCACUUCCGCUACCAUCCAUCCAUCUUCUAACAGCUUAUCUCGGUCAGGAUCGAGCCUGUCCUUCACUUCUAUUCAGAAAAAUAGCCAGCUAUGUAACACUUCAUAUUAAUCCACGGUAACGCCGCAUUAGUCCAGGUCGGGGUGCCAUGUUUUAGCUAAGUGGUUAUACGUUUAACCUUAAGAUAAAACGAAGCGACGAGCGUGCUCUUUCCUUCGUUUCCAUGUGUUCUGCACUGAUAUUUAUCCAAAUCAGGUUUUAGUGUGACGUGUAUGAUGUACUACUAAUAAUAUGCGGUUAUAAUAAUAUACUGUUACCUUUUGUAAUUAAAUUACAGGGUGUGAAACAGACGUUUAAUUUAUGGUUUUUUAAACUGUAUAUGGAGUAGGUCUGUGUAAAGUUCUAGUCUCAGACUGGUGUGUGUCAGGAUGAAUGAAAUGUGUAGUAUGUUUACUUUUGUCAUUCAUGGAGAGAAGCCAUUUUCUUUUUUGAUGCCUUAUUACUCUGCAAUGUUUUGGUGGUUUCUUAGGUUGGGAUUCGUCUCGCUGUUGUGCGUGUACCAUGCCGGUUUGAUAAUCGCUGGCUGCCCUGGAUGAACAGUGCUCCCUGUCUUCCUGAUCUGGUUGCUAAUGUGCUUCACUUGGGUCCCAUAGUUCCCGAGCCAAUGGGUCGCUCAUGAGGGAGGGCUGACGUAAUCCAGUUGAACUGGGUUCUGGUUUUAAUAAUUGAAAUAUGAUGUUGCGUGUCUUUUCUGUGGAGGGGAAAAGCAGAGACCUCUUUUUUUUCUCCCCCAAAGAAAAUGUGUAUGUGAAGAAUACAAAAUAUAGCAGUGUCUCUGGUGUGUGCCGUCACUGUGCCCGGGGACGCCCUCCGUGGCCCGGUACUGUGCCCGGGGACGCCCUCCGUGGCCCGGUACUGUGCCCGGGGACGCCCUCUGUGGCCCGUCACUGUGCCCGGGGACGCCCUCCGUGGCCCGGUACUGUGUUUAGUUCUUUACUAGGCUGUCAUUUCCAGUGGCGUAUGACUUGUUUGUUACUGUUCUGCAGCAUUCCUAUCCUCUUGUGAAAAGCUAGUGAUUAAUUUAUGCAUUUCUGUAUGUUGUCAUUAUUAAAAUGGGAGUGAAGAGCACUGACGAGUUCGGAUCUGCUAACGUCGGCCAACGUGCUGUGUCUUGGUUUGUGGUGCGUUUGCAGACGGGGAUGUCUGGGCUAAUAGCGAGACUCCUUAUCCUGUACUAUCUGAGAAAAUAAACGAUGCACUAUACAGAUUUCCAGAGUCCAGAGCUGCUGUUGGUUAUGCUGGGUGAAGUGGGUGUGAUCUCUCUCUCUCUCUUUCUGUCUGUCUCUCUCUCCGUCUCACUCACUCACAUUCUUUCUCUCACUCACUCACACACUUUCUCUCAUACGCACUCCUUUCUGAUGAGGGUGUGGCUUGAGUGAUUGUUGCCUGGAAGGGUAUUAAUUCCACUUCCUACUUCCAAUAUGGAUGAAAAUCGGAGAGGAGAGCUGGACUGGGCAAAUCACACACCGUUGCUGAAUUUCAACACCAUAUUUUUAAAAACUUUUUGUCCAGAUAAAAAUGGUGCCCAUUAGUGCAUAUCUAUGUAUCGUGCUUUUGUGACAGUUUCAUGGUAGUAAAGACACGGCCAGACAUUCGCCAUGACCUGCUUGUAUGGACGACAUUUUAUGUUCAGAAUUGGUCUUAGGUAUAUUUAUCAGGUCCUCUCAUUUGUAUAUGUCUCCAUUUACUGCAGGGCUGGCCAAUCUUAUCCAGAAAGGGCAGCUGUGUGUGCAGGUUUUUGCUGCAGUUCCCUAAUUAAAUGACUAAUUAGAGGACUGAUUCGAUGAAGAGUCCUCACACCUGGGUUAGAACAGUUGACCUAAAGGUUACCCCUGAAACCUGCAUGCACACUGGCCCUUGGUGAAUAAGAUUGCCCACCCCUGAACUACUGAAUACUCGCUGGCCGUUAAAAAUCAUUUGAGCAGUUUGACUGCCAUAGUUUUCUCACUACUAGUGUUGCAUAGCUAUGGAUUUUCAUGUUCAGGUUCAGUUACUGCUAACACAUUUCUACUAGGUUUGCAGUUUCCAUCAUAAAAACACGGGUAACUAACUAAUGGGUCCGAGUAAAACAGGCUUUUUAAGUUUACGGCCGGCUUUAGCACAAGCAGCCCAACUCCGCCGAUCCUGACACGGCCAAUGGCGUCGUCGGCCCCAUCACUGCAUCCUUCUCUAGCUGGCGCCUGGUGAUGAUGUCAGUAAUGAACAUGGCGGACUGUAUCUUAAUUUUGACCAAAAUGGGUUAAGUACGUAAUAAGAUGUCAGUGGCAGGCUUGCUCAGCUCCCCUCCCACUCACAUACUGGUUGGUUUCCAACAGGCGGAUUCAGGCAUGGUGGAAAUCUCUUGGCCAAAGUGCUCCUUUUUAGGUGUUUUGGUGGUUACUGGGGAGACAGUGAUGUUAUACCUCAAAGGCGUGGUUGCAGCUGCAGAAGCUCAGCCUGGAGCUCUGUUUGUCCUUCGUAAAGAGUGAUUGUUUUUACUUUUUUUUUUUUUUUUACUUUUGUGUUUACACAAUCUCUGCUGCUUUUGGUUCCGUCCCAUACUGGGCAUAUACCGGUUGAACUGAGUGCAGGACAUGCCCCAGGUUACUCCUGUGUUCUGGACGUUUCUGGACCGUGACGAAUGUGUUCGCUAUGUGAAGUCUGAUUCAGACUUUUUAAAUGUACUGAAGACGGCGGUGUUUCUCACUCCUAUUUCAGUUUUUAAAGCACGUCAGAAUACAAAUACAUUAAGCCUCGUAUUUUAAUCCUUGAGAGGGGGUUAUAAAAGAGCCUGCUAGUGAUAUACAGCUCCUGCCGGCAUUCGCAUAACUGUAAUUUGACUAAUUGGACGAGCUGGACAAACUCGAGUCGCAAUAUCCCUUAUCACCGUGGUUCUGGAGAAGAUGGGACUUUCCGAUUCCAGGGCUGCGGUGUGAUUCAUGCCAACGGAAGAACGCUGUCGCCCCCUACUGGCCGCCAGGGAAUUUUCCAGUCCUGGGAUGACAGCAAAGUCUAUUCAGCGUAAAACAAAACAAUACAGGAUUCUAAACAUUUGCCAAAAAGUAUGAACUUUUACAUUGAUUCAUAUAUCUGAGCUCCAGAUGUCCAAAUGUUGUAAUAUCCAGCUAAACUGUCUUUCCCUUGAGAGUGAUCUGUCGAAUGCACUAGUGACUGAAGCCAAAAUAAACCCAAAAACUUCGCAAAACAAGGAAAGCACUGAAAAGUUUUACAUGCUGAAAAAUUUCCUGUGAUUUUGUCAGUUUAAAGGCAUUCAAGUCUCUAUUACUUAGCAGUUAGACUGAUUUAAAGUGUUUUAACGUUAUAAGGAUUUAAUUUCCUUAAUGUUCCUUAAUGCAUUUUAUUGCACUACCUUCGGUGUUUUCCCUUCAACUUUUCUGUUAGCUUCACGCAUUUCCCCGUGCGAAGGAUAUUGUUCUUACCGUACAGAAUGUGACCUGUAAAUGACUGUAAAUUAAACAGUAACCCAAACCCAGCUGAGCUAUUUGAGUU
Molecule: messenger RNA, 7764 nt
Organism: Paramormyrops kingsleyae
Lineage: Eukaryota; Metazoa; Chordata; Actinopteri; Osteoglossiformes; Mormyridae
Gene: gab2
Product: GRB2-associated binding protein 2
Biological process (GO): signal transduction
Cellular component (GO): cytoplasm
Molecular function (GO): transmembrane receptor protein tyrosine kinase adaptor activity
Source: RefSeq, a predicted model, not a curated record